GGGGCCGGGCCGGGGCUGCGGGGCGAACGGCUCGGUGGGGAUCCGGCGGCGCGGCCCGGGACAGCGAGGCUCGGCACGAUGAUGGCGGCACGCUCGGCGCAGAUAGAGCUGUGACCCGACCCCACUCGUGGCUAAUUAGCCUAUACAGCAUGGCGAGCCCCACUCUGAGCCCCGACUCCUCGUCCCAGGAGGCCCUGUCAGCCCCCACCUGCUCCCCCACCUCUGACUCUGAGAACCUCAGCCCUGAUGAGUUGGAGCUGCUGGCCAAGCUCGAAGAGCAGAACCGGCUCCUGGAAGCAGACUCCAAGUCAAUGCGCUCCAUGAAUGGCUCUCGAAGGAAUAGCGGCUCCUCACUGGUGUCCAGUUCCUCAGCCUCCUCCAACCUGAGCCACCUGGAGGAGGACACAUGGAUCCUGUGGGGCCGCAUCGCCAAUGAGUGGGAGGAAUGGCGGCGCCGGAAGGAGAAGCUGCUCAAGGAACUGAUCCGCAAGGGCAUCCCGCACCACUUCCGGGCCAUUGUGUGGCAGCUCCUGUGCAGUGCCACAGACAUGCCCGUCAAGAACCAGUACUCAGAGCUGCUCAAGAUGUCCUCCCCCUGUGAGAAGCUGAUCCGCAGAGACAUUGCCCGCACCUACCCAGAGCAUGAGUUCUUCAAGGGCCAAGACAGCCUGGGCCAGGAGGUGCUCUUCAACGUCAUGAAGGCGUACUCUCUGGUAGACCGGGAGGUAGGCUACUGCCAGGGUAGCGCCUUCAUCGUGGGCCUGCUCCUCAUGCAGAUGCCUGAGGAAGAGGCCUUCUGCGUGUUCGUGCGACUGAUGCAGGAGUACCGGCUGCGGGAGCUCUUCAAGCCCAGCAUGGCCGAGUUGGGGCUAUGCAUCUACCAGUUCGAGUACAUGCUGCAGGAGCAGCUACCAGACCUAAACACCCACUUCCGCUCGCAGAGCUUCCACACGUCUAUGUACGCCUCAUCCUGGUUCCUCACACUCUUCCUCACCACCUUCCCCCUGCCUGUUGCCACCCGUGUCUUUGAUAUCUUCAUGUAUGAGGGGCUGGAAAUUGUGUUCCGGGUGGGCCUCGCACUACUACAGGUGAACCAGACAGAACUGAUGCAGCUGGACAUGGAGGGCAUGUCCCAGUACUUCCAGAGGGUGAUCCCCCACCAGUUUGACAGCUGCCCAGAUAAGCUGGUCCUCAAGGCAUACCAGGUCAAGUACAACCCCAAGAAGAUGAAGAGGCUGGAGAAGGAGUAUGCAGCCAUGAAGAGCAAGGAGAUGGAGGAACAAAUUGAGAUCAAAGCCAGCGUGGGAGCACCUGCCCCGGCUGGCAUGUUCUCAGAGCUGGAGACACAACAGUAAACAAGACAGCCAAGGUCCCUGCCCUUGUGCCCCCACCUCGGUGUCAUGGGGAGACAGUCAAUAAAUCACUAAAAUAGUAUGGACUCUACAGAGUGCUCUGGAUGCAGAUGUGGAGGUGAGGGCCAGAUGGGUCUGGGGAGACACUCCAGGCCAGGAGUCCAGUGCAAAAGGCCCAAGGUAGCAGCAUGCCUGGUGGGCAGGAGAGCCAAGGCCUGCAGAA
Messenger RNA from Castor canadensis (American beaver), 1575 nucleotides. RefSeq names its product ecotropic viral integration site 5 like (gene Evi5l). The record is from RefSeq and is a predicted model, not a curated record. Gene Ontology annotation, molecular function: small GTPase binding; GTPase activator activity. Gene Ontology annotation, biological process: regulation of GTPase activity. NCBI's taxonomy places the organism in Eukaryota, Metazoa, Chordata, Mammalia, Rodentia, Castoridae.